Manduca sexta (tobacco hornworm) is the source of this 1427-nucleotide messenger RNA. RefSeq names its product geranylgeranyl transferase type-2 subunit beta (gene betaggt-II). Gene Ontology annotation, cellular component: Rab-protein geranylgeranyltransferase complex. Gene Ontology annotation, molecular function: Rab geranylgeranyltransferase activity. Bases 198 to 1199 code for a protein of 333 amino acids. NCBI's taxonomy places the organism in Eukaryota, Metazoa, Arthropoda, Insecta, Lepidoptera, Sphingidae. The transcript has 6 exons. The record is from RefSeq and is a predicted model, not a curated record. Gene Ontology annotation, biological process: protein geranylgeranylation.
CAAUUUUAGAUACAUUCGAGAUUAGUUUUCGCUAGAGUAGAAAAAGGAUGUAAAUUGUUCAGUGAUUUUAUCACCUAGCUUGGACAGUUACAAAGCUAGAAAGGAAGUUAUAACUGGCCUUUCUGUAAGAAAAUAGAUCAUCAUUGCGAGUCAGAUUGACGCUAAUAUUCUACUCAGCUAUUUAAAAAAAUAACUGAAUGUCUUUCACCACGAAAGACGUGGUCCUCAAAGAGGACAGGCCCAAAUCAUUGCUAUUACAGAAACAUUCAGAUUACCUAGCAAGUUAUGGAUUAAAUAAGGAUGAUUAUGAAUACUGCAUGACUGAAUAUCUUCGCAUGUCCGGUAUAUAUUGGAGUUUAACUGCAAUGGAGCUCAUGGAUCAAUCUUCGAGGAUGCCCAAGGAGGAAAUCAUUGAGUUUAUAAAAUCAUGCCAGGACAGCGAGAGUGGUGGUAUAUCAGCUAGCAUUAACCAUGAUCCUCACAUGCUCUAUACUUUAAGUGCAGUACAGGUACUAGCAAUGUAUGACAGGCUGGAUGCUAUUGAUGUUGAAGGAGUUGUAAGAUUUGUAGCAUCAAUGCAGCAGGAAGAUGGCAGCUUUUAUGGUGAUAAAUGGGGUGAAGUGGACACCAGAUUCUCCUUUUGUGCUGUGAUGUGCCUUUCUCUUCUUCAUAGAAUGGAAGACAUUAAUGUGAACAAAGCUGUUGAUUUUGUCUUAAGUUGUAUGAACUUUGAUGGAGGAUUUGGCUCCAAACCUGGCUCAGAAAGUCAUGCAGGUCUGAUCUACUGUUGUGUUGGAACACUGUCAAUAUGCAAACGAAUGGAUGCCCUCCAUGCUGAUGAGCUGGCCUGGUGGCUCUGUGAACGGCAAUUACCUAGUGGAGGCCUAAACGGAAGACCUGAAAAGCUGCCUGACCUAUGUUAUUCAUGGUGGGUGAUGUCGUCACUGUCCAUGCUUAACAGAAUACAUUGGGUAGAUAAGAAAAGUCUAGAACAAUUCAUACUUGCAUGUCAAGAUGCUGAAACUGGUGGAUUCAGUGAUCGACCAGGCGAUAUUACCGAUCCAUUCCACACAUUGUUUGGUUUAGCAGGAUUAUCAUUACUUGGCAACACUAGUAUAAAAGCUGUGAAUCCUACAUAUUGCAUGCCUCAAGAAACAAUAGAUAAAUUGAAAUUAGAGCCUCAAAUAUUGCAUAUUUAAUUUAUUUGUACAUAUUAUAGAAGUUACCAAGACCAAAAUAAAUUAUUUUAAAUCAUAUAAUUUUAUUAAUAUUGUAACUAUUGAAGUAUCCGUUAUUACUAUGAAGAUUGGUAGACUGUUUUAUAUUUUAUAUUCAAUUUAUAAUUAACUACGAUUCCUGCUAUUACAGUUAUCACAUACAAUAUUUUUGCUUUUACACAAAUAUAUUAUGUUGUGCCACCUAACAAA